AUGAAAAAACAACUUAUUGCCUUAGUCAUAAUUGGAGUAAUCAAUCUCGUCUAUAGCUAAGGGUCAUCACUUGAAAAUAUGACAGAUCUUAGUACUCUAUAAUCUAUAAAAAUGAGUCAGUUAGAGAGAGAUGAUAGCAUAUUGCAAAAAAUUAUCAGGAAAGAUCUUUCUAAAAUCAAGAAAAAUGGAAGGGAAUUGGAAGUAAAACAGCCAUCGAAAGAAAGUAUUUAUCAAUAAGUUGAAGAAGCCUAAAUUUAAGAAUCAAAUUUUAGAGACACAUCUUAAUAGCUUCAAUAAGCUUCUCCAUCAGAACAGAAAAUUUGUGGAAAGAGAAGAUGUGCUAAUGAUUCUGAAUGUCCAAAUGAUAUGUACUGUACUGUAGAUUUGCUUUGCUCCUUCAAAAACGUCUCAGAUUCAAAUUCUUAACUUAAUGAGCAUGCUCUUUAUUGA
Stylonychia lemnae is the source of this 450-nucleotide messenger RNA. NCBI's taxonomy places the organism in Eukaryota, Ciliophora, Spirotrichea, Sporadotrichida, Oxytrichidae. The record is from the annotation of a GenBank genome assembly.